AUGGAACCACCGGAUCAAGCACCAAAGCCGGACACAAUCGCAAUGAACGAGUCGGUUGUUGAGCCAGCUGUUCCAGCAGAUACGCUAGGCAACAAACGGCCGGCCUCUGAACCUGCUGACCGCCACGAUGGAAGCCACGCGGGGGAUACAGAAGGCGCUCAGCACGCUGGGGUCCCGUCUCUGAAACGGCUCAAGACAUCUGGCUCUCCGAACGAGAUCAAGUCGCCGGAGGCCAUACCUGCGCAACCGGAGCCAGAACAAACUGGUUCGGCGCCCAUCCAGGCGCUCUCGGGGGCUCGCAGCGGCUGGAACCAGGGAAUCGUCGGUGGCCUGCGGACGUCGUUCGGGGCGAAGGAAAAGGCUCGCAAGCUGCCGUCUCGCCAGGCUUCGGAAUCACCCGCGCAAGCGGCGCAAGCACCAACGACGGAGACGACCGACAUCGACGAUCUGGAAAUGCCACCAGAAGAGGCCAGUGUCUCCAAAUCUACUCCUAAGGGUGCUUGGCCGGCUAUCUUUAGAAGGUGGUGCGUCCGAUUGCUAGCACUAAAUCAAGACCAAGCAGGUUUGAGGAACGACCCAGCUAUGUUGAAGGAGGCGUGGGGUUUAUGGCUGGAGGCAAGAGCGUCUUUGCCGCGAGGCUAUUGCAUCUAUGCCACGAAGGUAGCCCGGAACGAACCACUCGACAGCAACCAACUCGGGACCAUGUUCUCUGCGGCCCUUAAAGCCGACCUCCAGGCACCGUGGAACGUGGACGAUGCAUCGCUUUCCCUGGGACCUUCCAAGAGCGUUGCUAACGAAAGCAAUGGGUCGCCGUCGCUAGGCGGCCAGGGCACAAACGCCGGCUGGGUGCUGCCGCCGCUUCCUCCCUCUUCAGAGUUUGAUGUGGGCUUAAAGGAUGAACGGGCUUGGGAGAUCAAGUUCCUUGACUGGUGCAGGACGCUGAUCGGACUAAACGCAGACAAGAUCAAGGUCGACAGUCCGAAAGACCGAUCGCGGGUCACAGAGGCGUACUCGAAAUGGGUUGGCAAAAUUGACGGGCUGGUCAAGUCCAGGAUGAGCGCUGCCCGGCGUGUGGCGACUCAUUACGCGCAGGACAACAGCGCAUUGCUCGUCGCCUUGUUUUUCGGCACCCCUCCCGGCGGAGGGGACCGGAAGAGCCUAGAACCCGCGGGUCCUACUCUUCCAAGCCGGCCCCCCGCUCCCCCCUCCGUAAUUUCUCUUUCUAGUGGAACAGACGAGGAAGAGGGUGAGGCACGCGUCGAGCCGAGGGAGAUGCGCCCCCGCGACAGCGAGGAAGAGUACUGCGAAACGUACUACCCCGACGCUGCUGUAUCCGGCGGGGUAUCGUUUUGCCACGCCUGCGCAUCUCGAAGCCACAGCGCGGCCGAGUGCCCCGAGAAGACGUGCCGCUUCUGUGGUGACCGGGAACACCGUACUUUCGCCUGUCCAACGCGUGUCCGAUGCACAAAGUGCAAGCAGCUUGGUCACCGCCGGCAUGACUGCCGCGAGAAACUGGUAACACCCGCGGAUCAGUUGGAAUGCGCAUUUUGCGCAUCGCGGGAGCAUGGUGACGCGUCGUGUCACGAGCUCUGGAGGAGUGUCCGGCCCGCGCCCGACACGGUGCGGAAGGUCCGCGAAUUACCCAUCUACUGCUACAACUGCGGCUAUGGGGGCCAUUACGGCCCCGCCUGCGGGCUACUGCCGGUGCGGACAAAGGAGGGGCCUUGGGAGACGUGGAGUCGAGCCAAUGCCGAGCUGUACCAAGACGCGGCCUCGUCAGAGGUGGCCGUGGCGUUCGAAUCCUCCCGUUCUUCCGGCUCGACUAAAACCACGUCAGGGCGCCCGGACUUUGGGAAAAGCAUCGUCCCGCAACGGCAUAUUUUCUUCGAAGAGGAUGAUGACGAGGAUGAUGAUAAUGACGCAGGGAACUUUAUACGACCGCCUGUGCAGAGGAAUGGACCGCAGCGAGUUGGGCACCACCAGAUUAGUUUCGCCGGCGGCCAGCAAGGUCACCAGGGCAGGCCGGACAACCAACAGCAACAACAACAGCAGCAGCAGCAGCAAAAGCGAUUCAACAGGGGACCGGGGCCUCAUCCGGGGCCACGGGCGCCGCGGGGUGGCCGGCGGGGUAACGAGAAGCCGUACAUGGGCGGACGGAUGGCGCAAAGGAAUGGGGAGCGAAACAACCGGAUGGGCGGGUAUUGA
Dichotomopilus funicola is the source of this 2205-nucleotide messenger RNA. RefSeq lists its product as uncharacterized. The transcript has 2 exons. Gene Ontology annotation, cellular component: TRAMP complex. Gene Ontology annotation, biological process: nuclear polyadenylation-dependent rRNA catabolic process; nuclear mRNA surveillance of mRNA 3'-end processing; nuclear polyadenylation-dependent snoRNA catabolic process. The record is from RefSeq and is a predicted model, not a curated record. NCBI's taxonomy places the organism in Eukaryota, Fungi, Ascomycota, Sordariomycetes, Sordariales, Chaetomiaceae. Bases 1 to 2205 code for a protein of 734 amino acids. Gene Ontology annotation, molecular function: RNA binding; zinc ion binding.